This is a messenger RNA of Strongylus vulgaris, 291 nucleotides long. The record is from the annotation of a GenBank genome assembly. NCBI's taxonomy places the organism in Eukaryota, Metazoa, Nematoda, Chromadorea, Rhabditida, Strongylidae.
AUGGAGACUGUCUCAUGUCUCGAAGCUGCAGGACGCAUCAACUACCCAAUCGCCUUGCAGGAAAAAAAGUCCGGGAAGAGGCAGCGGAAAUGGCACACUCAUGGUGGAGAAGUUCCAUCACAGAACGUUGGAGGCAUUGAGUUUGUUGUACACCCAUCUGUUGUCCAUUUUGUCGAUUCGCAUGAGUUCCUACCUCGCCAGGCCAUCCUUCGGCCCUCGCUCUGCAUCAGAAAACCAUCACUAUCAGUAACUGCUAUUCUCCAACAUCAGCAGCUGGCGACUCUGAGUUAG